UCUGUUCACAGCUGCUGAGAGGCAGAGCCAGCCAGGACAGAGACUUCGGAGCCUGGGUUUUGGGGUUCUGAAGCGGAUUUGGGGAUGCAGGAGCGCAUCCUGGGAGAGAGGGAAAGGAGCUGAGCUGAGCAGCAGGAUUCGCAUCCAAGUCGGGAGCCGCUUUUGGUCGGAAAGUCGGGAAUCGCUUUUGGGCAGGAUGGGCUGCAUCAAGUCUAAAGAACCUAGCCUUCAAAGAAAGACAUCCAAAACCAAUUCAAGCUCCAGCCUCCAAGGCCAUUAUGUCAAAGAUCCAACAUCCAAGCCUUUUAUUGUUUGCCAAGCAUCCUGCUCAGGGAACCUUCAGGGAAAUGAUGGAUCGGAAGACUUUGUUGUCCUGGCUCUUUACGACUAUGAUGCCAUCCACAACGAAGACCUGAGUUUUCGGAAGGGAGACCACCUCAAAGUCCUAGAAGAGUCAGGCGAAUGGUGGAAAGCCAAGUCACUCUCAACUGGCAAAGUAGGCUUCAUCCCAAGCAACUACGUCGCCAGGGUCGACUCACUGGAGACAGAAGAGUGGUUUUUCAAAGGCGUCAGUCGGAAGGAUGCAGAGCGGCAGCUGCUGGCCCCUGGGAAUGUUAUUGGCUCCUUCAUGAUCCGAGACAGUGAGACCACCAAAGGGAGUUACUCCUUAUCUGUAAGAGAUUUUGACAACAGCAGCAGGGUGGACAUCGUGAAGCAUUACAAGAUCCGGACGCUGGACAGCGGGGGCUUCUACAUCUCCCCUCGGAACACCUUCAGCAGCCUCCAGGAAUUAGUUGCCCAUUAUAAAGGCCAAAGCGAUGGGCUUUGCCAAGUGCUGACCAACCCGUGUGUUGCGCCAAAGCCUGAGAAACCUUGGGAGAAAGAUGCCUGGGAAAUCCCCCGGGAAUCCCUGAAGCUGGAGAAGAAACUGGGAGCUGGACAGUUUGGGGAAGUCUGGAUGGCCACCUACAACAAGCACACAAAAGUUGCCGUGAAGACCAUGAAGCCGGGCAGCAUGUCCGUGGAAGCCUUCCUGGAAGAGGCCAACAUCAUGAAGACCCUGCAGCAUGACAAACUGGUCAAGCUGAAUGCUGUCGUGACCAAGGAAGAGCCUAUUUACAUCAUCACAGAAUUCAUGGAGAAAGGAAGCUUGCUGGACUUCCUGAAAAGCGAUGAAGGACAUAGCGUGCAGCUACCAAAAUUGAUUGACUUCUCUGCCCAGAUUGCUGAAGGCAUGGCUUUCAUUGAACAGAGAAACUACAUCCAUCGGGACUUGAGGGCCGCCAAUAUCCUAGUAUCGGGAAUACUGGUUUGCAAAAUUGCAGAUUUCGGCCUGGCCAGAGUGAUUGAGGAUAACGAAUACACAGCCCGGGAAGGUGCCAAGUUCCCCAUCAAAUGGACUGCACCGGAAGCCAUCAACUACGGCUCCUUCACUAUCAAAUCUGACGUCUGGUCUUUUGGGAUUCUUCUGAUGGAGAUCAUUACUUACGGACGGACCCCUUACCCAGGGAUGUCAAACCAGGAAGUGAUGCGUGCCCUCGAGCGGGGCUACCACAUGCCCCGUCCAGAGACCUGCCCAGCUGAACUCUAUGACAUCAUGUUGCGGUGCUGGAAAAAGAAGCCAGAAGACCGCCCCACCUUUGAGUCCAAUCAGAGCAUCCUGGAGGAUUUCUUCACCGCCACAGAAAGCCAGUAUCAGCAACAGCCUUAAAAGACAGAUACGUGAGAAAAUGCUGGGGUGGGAAGGUCCAUGCAGAGAACAAUGCCAAGGUGGACCUCCAGAUUUCCUGGUGGCUUAAGCAGAAGGAGCUUUCUUCAUGUUGCCUGCUUUCAAAGGGAUCUCAAUGGCUACUGCUUGAAACUCUUCCUGCUUAGACUGAAACUUGAUCUAACAAAAACAGUUUAUGCAUUCUUAAUGAAAACAUCAUGAAAAAACCACAGCCAAACAAUGCCGUUUCAGAAGGAAAGUGACAUGCACUUUUUGUUUGAAGUUCUAGGAAAGAGCUUGGAAAAAUCCACAGACUCGCCCAUCUUUGGUGUUUUAUGGCCAAAGCUGGAUGGACAUCUUUCAAGGCUGUUUUAGUUGUGUACUUCUGCAUGGCAGAUCAGUGGUUCCCAACCUGUAGUCUGUGGACCACCAAUGGUCCACAAGAAUGAAAAUAUGGUCUGUGGCCUCAGCAUUACUACACCGUUGCCUUGAAACAACCUGGCAAUGAGAGUGACUGGUCUUGCAAAACUCUUUUAUAGUGUCAAAGCAAUAGAGAUGUCAGGAGAGGAGAGGCUAACUACCCAGGAAAGAUUACUACUACCACAUCAGCUCUAAAUUAGGAAAUAUGGUUUUCUGUGGGCAAGCAGAUGGCAACUACUGGAUGGCAUAUGUUGUGUAACUGGAGCUGGUGUGGUCUAUCCAAUGCAAUUUUCUGAAUCAGCACCCCAAAUAACUAAACUGGAUCUAAAGUUUAUUUUAUUUACAUUUGUACCAUGCCCUUCUCACUCCUGAGGCCAAAAACCGAUGCGUAACCCUUUUGGUAUUAAUGUUGGAGAGAGGUCUCUGGUCAAAAAAAGGUUGGGAACCACUGGACUAGAUAGUCCUUGUGUUUCCUUCCAACUCUUUAAGAUCUAUUGGUUGCGAUACCCAGAAUUCCUCAACCAGCACAGCCAUGGGAGUUGCAGUGAAGUUUUCAUCCUUUGUUUCAAAAUGUUUAAUUGUGUGAGUGUUUGUGUG
This is a messenger RNA of Anolis sagrei ordinatus, 2725 nucleotides long. It is a transcript of the gene HCK, whose product is annotated as HCK proto-oncogene, Src family tyrosine kinase. Gene Ontology annotation, cellular component: extrinsic component of cytoplasmic side of plasma membrane. The record is from RefSeq and is a predicted model, not a curated record. Gene Ontology annotation, biological process: innate immune response; cell surface receptor protein tyrosine kinase signaling pathway; protein phosphorylation. Gene Ontology annotation, molecular function: ATP binding; non-membrane spanning protein tyrosine kinase activity; signaling receptor binding. NCBI's taxonomy places the organism in Eukaryota, Metazoa, Chordata, Lepidosauria, Squamata, Anolidae.